Acaulospora colombiana is the source of this 615-nucleotide messenger RNA. Lineage: Eukaryota; Fungi; Glomeromycota; Glomeromycetes; Diversisporales; Acaulosporaceae. The record is from the annotation of a GenBank genome assembly.
AUGGUCGAAAGAGGUGGAAGAAAGAGACUCACGCGAGGUGGUCAUAGAUCUGUGGCGAUAUACAUGGACAGUUUUGGGACCUCAUGGAGCUUUUCUCCGUCGGUGGAAUGCGAUUUUGUGGAUAGAGGUUUCUUCUCGGUAGAGACUUUUCUCUUGCUCUUGGCCUUCAAAGUACGCUAUCCAGAUAGGAUUACUCUGAUACGAGGUAAUCACGAGAGUCGUCAAAUUACACAAGGUGCGGUGAACGCUCGUCUGAUGGAACAACCUCUCAAAGAUCACCCCCCAGUAUAUGGCUUUUAUGACGAAUGCCAUCGAAAAUAUGGAUCAAGCUCGGUGUGGAGAUACUGUUGUGAAGUCUUUGAUUAUCUUGCGUUGGCUGCGGUCGUUGAUGGUCGCGUAUUUUGCGUGCAUGGAGGACUCAGUCCCAACCUUCAGACCAUCGAUCAACCCGGGCUCACCAACUUGCCAUGGAAGGAUACAAGCACAUGUUUGACAACCUCAUCGUCACUGUCUGGAGUGCUCCCAACUAUUGUUACCGAUGAGAGCCUGAGACAGGAAUACAAAGACGCAAGGUCAAUACCGGCAAAGAGACCACCUCCAGAAUACUUUUUAUAA